AUUCGGUACCUGGAAACGUCAGACGUGGCAGAGGAGCUCGAACGGAGUCGGGAAUAUACAAUCUGUAGCAUUUUAAUGGACAUUUAAGCCGAUUCCACUUUCCUCCUCAUUUUCUUUUCUUUUUGCGGGUAGUUUUUUUCCGAUUAGGGGCGGAAAACGCAUUCAUGGGUGAUAAGAAGAGAAUAACCAGGCUAAAAAGACAAGCGAAACGUACUUAUGUUGAAGAAUUUUGGGACUGUAGUGUCUGCACCUUUAGGAACAACGCAGAAACCUUUAAAUGCGGCAUUUGCGAUGUGAGGAAAGGCACUUCCACAAGAAAACCCAGAAUAAACUCCCAGUUGGUUGCCCAGCAAGUGGCACAGCAAUAUGUCACACCACCACCAGCUAAAAAGGAGAAGAAGGAAAAAGACGAGAAACAAGACAAAGAAAAACAUGACCAAGAAAAGGAAAUUAACCCACGUGUUACAAAGAGCUCCAACCAGAAGACUCAACACAAGUCAGACGUUUUCAAAGAUCAUCAUAGUGAAUCAGAGAGUGUACAGUUUGAGAAUGCUUCAACAAAAGCGGAUGAAUCAAAUCACAUUUCCAGACCUAGGCUGAAAAAUGUGGACAGAAGUAGUGCACAACAAUUAGCAGUCACAGUGAGGAAUGUCACCGUUAUUAUCACUGACUAUAAAGAAAAGAUUUGUUCAUCAUCUACAUCAUCAUCUACUAUAACCGCUAGGGCUGAAUCAGAACACCAGAAUCAGAACAGUAAUGGGUUAGAGAACACAGUAAAGAGUUCAUCCUCUUCCCCAACCCUAAAGGGUGUGGUAUCAGCAGUAAAUGAUGACACUUCCUAAAAAUUUAAUAUGAAAUUACGAAAUAUAAAAAUCAGGGCAUGACAUUCAAAUUCUCCAACUGCCCAUGAUACUUGCACUCCCUGGAAAUUUAUCUUUGAACAUCACCACCUCUUACUAAUGUUAAUGACCUAUUUUACUAAUUGAAUUGGACAUUUGGGGGCUUAAGAAAUUUUGUACUCUACUUGUUAAUAUUUACAGACUUAUGUAUUCCAUUAUUUAUUAUUUUUAUAACAUUCAUUUAUAAUGGCAUUUCUUCUAAAUCCUUUUUAUAAAAUAUAUGCCUAAUUUUCUCUAAGAUUUUUGUGCGGAGUGGGACUGGAUGAUCUUAUUUAUUGAUUUCAAAAAUCCCAUCCUUUAUUCAGCAUAGUUCUUAUUCAUUUUUUUCUAGUUACCCUUGAAAUAUCAGUUUUGGUAGGAGUAAAUAUAUAAAUGGUAUAGAAGUGUUAUUUAUUUAAGACUAAUAUGUAGCAAUUUUGGGAUUUGGAUCUGUAAGAAACAGAAACAAAAUUAGGUCAGUUUGUAUAGGUAGAGAAAACAAUGAAACUAAAUUGAAACUAAAUUUCUGUGCAACAAACUGAAUCAGUUUUACCUGAUACGUUUUCCAAACUACAUGGGAAUUUGAUUUUCUUACUUGUAUAAAGGUUCUGGAAUGUCUGUGCACAUAUUCAUAAAAUCACGCAAAUGCUUCUUUCUCCCAUCCAGACCAAGUUCAGGAGCUAUUUCAUUACAACUCAUCGCUAACCCAGAACUUGGUGACUCCAGAAAGAACACAUUAUUUGCUCCUAAAGUAACCCCUGUACUCACAUACACACGAUUAUAUGUAUAAACUCAGCAUUAUACUAGACUAAUUUUUCUCAUUCAACCCUCAUAUUCAGUCCAUCUUAGCCCUUUUUUUUUUUAGGUGGUGUAUGUUAAGUGCUUAAUAUGUGCCAGGGACUGUAUUCAGCUACCUUGUAGCCUAGCUCUUGCCCAUAUCCUCCUUCUGGCCUGAAACUCCCACCUCCUUCAUAUGUGGCAAUCCACCAUUCUCCUUAACUUUAGAGUCUUAUUAACAUUACAUCUCAUUCAAGCGGCCUGUCCCAAUUAAGUCCUCAUUUCCCGCACUCCCUCUCCUUUCUGUGUCAUCUGUGCACUUGGUUUAUAGCCUUUAAGCUGUUUAUAUUCACCUAUUCUCAGCCCCACAGCACUAAUAUACAUCUCCAUAAUCUAUAUGCAUGUCUUUCUCCCCCUCUAGACUAAAUUCCUUGUGGGCAGGGAAUGAAUCUGCCAACUCUAUUAUGUUGUACUCUCCCAAGCACUUGGUAACUGCUCUGACCAUUUAAGAACUCAUUAAAUACCUUUGAUUGAUUGACUGAUUGAUGUAAUCUAAGACUACAAAUCUGAUUCAGGUGUCUUGCACCCAUUUUGGAGUACUUCAAGUCAAUUCAAUUUUUGUGCCUCAAGUACCUCAUUUGUAAAAUGGGAAUUAAGAAUGUGAGCCCCUUGUGGAAUGUGGAUUGGGUCCAACCUGAUUACCUUGUAUAUACUCUGUUGCUUAGAGUAGUGCCUGUUACGUAGAAAGCACUUAAAUACCGUAAAAAAUUAUCUGGCCCCAGGAAAGCUCAGCCAUUGAAAUUAAACUUAAAUGACUGAAAUAUCACUAUAAAUACAAAUUAUUUUUCACAUAAAUAUUGCUAAAUUGCAUAGUAGUAUUGUAUUUUAUAACUGUAAGUUCAGUUAACUUUCUGAGUCUGUGUUCAUGACUACAGAAAUUAUUAAAAUUUAUAUGUAUUUGUUAAGAUUCACACAGAAGAAAAUUGUAAACUGCAAUUAUGAGGCUGGAAGAUUUUAAUCUAAUAAAGCCCUUUCUUUUUUAGGCAUGACAUUACAGAAUCCUUUUAUGAACAUAUUUGUUUUCUUUCUGGUACGGGAUUAUUUUGCCACUUUGUGUUUUGAAAGCACAAAUUAAAUAUUGUGCAGGUGAUUUUUCACAUCAAUUACAUUCCUGCUAAGGAAACAAAAGUUUACAUAACUUUUCCUAUGUCAUGUUAAUGCCUUGUCUAUAUGCUGUACACAGGUAUUAAGUAAUUACUGGUUUUACUAAAAAUUUUUCUUGCUGGUAGCCAGGAGUAGGUGAUGGCCAGAAAAAAAAAAUUUGAAUAAAUAGAAAAUCCUUAAAGAAAACUCCAAUCCCAAAUGCUAAAAAUUGUUUUGUUGUUUCUCUCGUGUUUGCUAAUGGCCUGGGAUAUCAUUAUUACAAAUUGUUUUCUGAUACAUUUGUUUGUGUAGCUUUUAGGAAUCCCAAGGUUUUUGUUAUUCAGCAUUUUCAAGAGCAUUUGAGGUUUUUUCAAAAGAGAACAGUAGGGCUAAGUUCAGAAAUAUUGAAUAGCCAUCAAACAAGUUUACUUUGACAUCAGCAUUAAAAAAAAAUUCUCUAAGCUUGCAAAAACUACUUUCUGCUCUUAAAGUUUUCAUUGUGUAAUAUUGACUGUCGUUAUCUUGUGUUAUUAAAUGGAAAAAACAAUAAUUUAUCUGGCAAAAUGCUAGUUUUUUUGAUUUGUUAAUAGUACAAGCUAUUAUCCUAUUAAUGCAUUUAAAGUAUUUCUUACAAAUUUAAAUAAAUUAAAUGUUGCCUGUCAGGGUCAUAAAAUAUA
Messenger RNA from Ornithorhynchus anatinus (platypus), 3475 nucleotides. RefSeq names its product RING1 and YY1-binding protein-like. Bases 165 to 842 code for a protein of 225 amino acids. Gene Ontology annotation, molecular function: transcription coregulator activity; DNA binding. The transcript is spliced from 5 exons. The record is from RefSeq and is a predicted model, not a curated record. Gene Ontology annotation, cellular component: nucleus. Gene Ontology annotation, biological process: positive regulation of DNA-templated transcription. Lineage: Eukaryota; Metazoa; Chordata; Mammalia; Monotremata; Ornithorhynchidae.